This is a messenger RNA of Phasianus colchicus (ring-necked pheasant), 5070 nucleotides long. RefSeq names its product MYB proto-oncogene like 1 (gene MYBL1). Gene Ontology annotation, molecular function: DNA-binding transcription factor activity, RNA polymerase II-specific; RNA polymerase II cis-regulatory region sequence-specific DNA binding. Gene Ontology annotation, biological process: regulation of DNA-templated transcription. The record is from RefSeq and is a predicted model, not a curated record. Gene Ontology annotation, cellular component: nucleus. Lineage: Eukaryota; Metazoa; Chordata; Aves; Galliformes; Phasianidae.
CUUGCGGGCAGGGCCCGGCCGAGCCAUGCCUGACGCGCCCGGGCCGGGCCGGGGCUGAGGGCGGCCGGCAGCGCGCUGCGGAUGCCGCGGAGUUCCGCGGGCGGGAGGGAACCGUCCCGGGAACUCGAAGCCUCCUUCGGCCGCCGCUGCCCCUCUCCUCCCCCCGCCCGGCCCGAGCUCGGCGGUUGCGGGGCGAGGAGCUCGGGCGGGGACUGGGGCGCUCCGCUGCCCUGGCGGCCCCCCCUAUGCUGCGACCCGAGGAUGGCCAAGAGACCGCGCAGCAGUGAAGAAGAUGAUGACUUUCAAUACGCAGAUCAUGACUAUGAAGUCUCACAGCAAAGAAGCUUGAAGAAGAUAUGUAACAGGGUGAAAUGGACACGUGAUGAGGAUGAAAAGCUGAAGAAGCUGGUGGAACAAAAUGGUACAGACGAUUGGGCUUUCAUUGCUAGUCACCUACAAAACCGUUCAGAUUUCCAGUGCCAGCAUCGAUGGCAGAAGGUACUAAACCCAGAAUUGAUUAAAGGUCCUUGGACUAAAGAAGAAGAUCAGAGGGUUAUUGAAUUAGUUCAAAAGUAUGGUCCAAAGCGCUGGUCUCUAAUUGCAAAACACCUGAAAGGAAGAAUAGGCAAACAGUGCAGAGAGAGGUGGCAUAACCAUCUCAACCCUGAGGUAAAAAAGUCUUCAUGGACAGAAGAAGAAGACAGAGUAAUCUAUGAAGCUCACAAGCGUUUGGGAAACCGAUGGGCUGAAAUAGCAAAGCUGCUUCCCGGAAGGACUGAUAAUUCAAUUAAAAAUCACUGGAAUUCAACAAUGCGAAGAAAGGUGGAACAGGAAGGAUAUCUACAAGAUGGUACAAAAUCUAGUUCUGAAAGAACUGGUUCAUCCACACUUCCGCAAAAGCCUUGUGUGACUAUGGAACACUUGCACACUCAGAAUCAAUUUUACAUCCCUGUUCAGACACAUAUUCCAGUGUACCAGUAUGCCUCACCAGAAGACAGCUGUGUAGAACAUGCUUCUGCAUCUGCCAACUUAGUUCAGCAGUCAUUUAUUGAUGAUGAUCCUGACAAAGAAAAGAAAAUAAAGGAACUUGAGUUGCUGCUCAUGUCAGCAGAGAACGAAAUCAGAAGAAAACGAUUAUCAUCUCAAGCUGGAAGCUUACCUACCUGGUCUGGAAGUUUUGUUAUGGAAGACUGUGUACCUAAUACACUAAAUAGCCUUGGGGAACAAACAAGCGAAUUCUACAGCAUUGAUGAGACCCAGGGCACAUCCGUUCAGCAGAAUUCACCCACUAAGUAUUUGGCAGUGGAAGCAAAUGCAGUGUUAUCAUCUCUACAAACCAUUCCUGAAUUUGCAGAGACACUAGAGCUUAUUGAAUCAGAUCCUUUAGCUUGGAGUGAUGUCACCAGUUUUGACCUUUCUGAGGCUGUUGCAUCUCCUGUCAAGCCAGCUCCAUUAAAACUAAUGCGGAUUCAACACAACGAACGGGCUGCAGAGUGCCAGUUUAAUGUCAGUGUCAUGCUUGAUGGCAAAAAACACAGUAGCGUCAGUGGUGAGGAAGAGGCGGUUUUUCCAAGCACUCCAAAUGUAACUAAAUAUAGCACUCCGCCUGCUAUCUUAAGAAAGAAGAAGAGAUUGCGUGUUGGGCAAUCGCCAGUUAAUGAACUGAAUGAUGGCUUGUGUAACGAUGCCAUCAAUGUUGCACUAAAGCACACACCAGUGAAAACACUACCAUUUUCUCCAUCGCAGUUUUUCAACACUUGCUCUGGAAAUGAACAAUUUAACCUUGAAAAUCCUGCAUUUACGUCAACGCCAAUCUGUGGGCAGAAAGUUCUCAUUACGACUCCUCUACACAAGGAAACGACACCAACAGAUCAAAAGGAAAAUGCAGGUUUUCGGACUCCCACAAUUAGAAGAUCUCUGUUGGGUUCAACACCAAGGACACCAACUCCUUUUAAAAAUGCUUUGGCUGCUCAGGAAAAAAAAUAUGGCCCUCUCAAACUUACGUCACAACCACUUGCCUUCUUGGAGGAAGACAUUAGGGAAGUUUUGAAAGAGGAAACUGGAACAGAUAUAUUUCUCAAGGAGGAAGAUGACUCUGUGUAUAAAAGCUGCAAGCAGGAGCACAAUUCUUCUAAAAAAGUCAGAAAAUCACUGGUCCUGGAUGCAUGGGAAAAAGAAGAGCUUGGUGCCCAACUCUUCACAGAAGACAGUGGUUUGGAUGUACAGUCAGAAAAUGCAUAUACUACAUCUUUAUUAAUGAUACCAUUGUUGGAAAUACAUGACAACAGAUGUAACUUGACAUCAGAAAACCAAGACACAAAUUCAUCAAACAAAGCAAAUGCAGUAAUUAAGAAGAAACUGAAUGCAUGUUCUUCAAAAAAUGUCAAACUGGAGAAAUCCCUUCAGCCAAAUUAUGAAUGGGAAGCUGUUGUUUAUGGAAAAACAGAAGACCAGCUUAUCAUGACUGAACAAGCAAGAAGAUAUCUGAACACAUACACAGCUACCAGUAACACUUCAAGGGCUCUGAUACUGUGAUGGUCACUGCAACUGACAACCAUCUCUUUCUAUUGAAAUGGAUUCAGUGUUGAAGGAGAUGCCAGCACAAUACUUGUGAAUUAAGUCUUUACUUUGAGACAGCAUGCUAAGGGAAACCUUCAGACUUUCUUAAAGCUUCCUUUCUUUUCUUGACUGACAAAGAACGGACACAAAACUCCUGUAUUCUCUACAAAGGGAUAGUACAAACAGUUCUGCAAUGCAUUUCUUAAAUAUUAAAAAAGUAAUACCUUUAAAUACUAUAAAGAAUAGCAAAGAGCAUUGCAGUACAUACAGAAUAUACAGUUUUUAGGUCUAUUUUUCAUAUUUAUUUUUUUGACUUGCAUUGCUUUUUUUCUGCUAGUGUAUAGAGUAGGUUCAUAGGUUGUUACUGGUUUCUGAAUGAACGACAUACAUGACUGAAUGUGCUUUUGCUUAUGUAGCAUUUUCCUAGUAUGUAAAGAAACACAAUGGAGAGGUGUAUAAAGGAAGGAUAGAAAGUUGCACUACUAAUUUUUUGGUAUGCUGCAAAACAGUGAAAUUAACUACAGUGUUAAAUAUAUUUAUUUGCAAAUGGUACUAGAAGUAGGCAGAGAGGGGUGAAUUAGGUUUUAGUGUAAAGCAUCAGUAUUUUCUUCAUAAAUCUCAAAAUGAGAUGAUUGUUGAAUGUAUUGUACAGUGUGUAGUAACAAGGAAAAAUCUGUAAAUUGGAAAGGAGUCUUUUUAUAAUUUAUUUUCAUUUUAAAGCUUAAAUGUAGAUAUUUAUAUGUAUGCAGGUUGUCUAGAAGCCAACGUUGUUUCCUGUUAAAACAGCAGAAACGAAAAAAGGACAAGUUUAAACCUUUAACCUUAAAGUAUGGUAUAGCAGAAGAAUGACAGAGCUGAAGUGUACAAAUCUAUACUGUAUGUUACAUCUACAUAAAGAUUGCACUAUACCCCUUAAAUCAUGUUGGUCUACAAAAUAGUUACAAGGUAUACCUGCAAUAUACAACUCUUCCCAUACCUUGUUUUAAUAUAUUUAGAAAAGAAGGCUAUGGUCCGUUAUGUGACCUAGAAGUACUUUGUCCUGCAUAGGUACUAAAAACUAAUGCAUUUUAUACCUUAUUAUUAUUAUUAUUAUUUUAAAGAAACUUGGCACCUUGGAUCUCAAAACAGUUGUAUCUGCACUUAAGUUUGACCAUUAUAUACUUACUAAAUGUUUGAAGAGCAAAGAACGUCUUUUAUUUAUGAAAAUCUUGGUCCUUAUUUAAAAGUAUACAGGUCACAACAGUUGCUUUAGUUGCCUAUUUUAGGUAUUUGCACUUAUUUUGUCUUUUUCUUUUUGAAGGAAUGUUUGCAUUUGGUUUUGUUGUAGAAAUUUUUAUGUAGUUAAUUUCUAGCAAAUGGCAAUGGUGUGUUAUCAACAAAUACUGACAGGUAAAUAGAAUUGUACACUGUAGUUUUAGCUAUUUAUGAUUCAAACACUCUUCCUCUCCACUCCCGGGUGUGCUGCUACAGAUGGUGGCAGAAUCGGCUUGCUGCUAUGAGAGAUGGAAAGAGCGAGCAUCGUAUGCACUGUACGUAAAAUUACAAAAAUGAUGUCAGGUUCUCUAGUUAACUUAAUGAGAUCAACCAGUACUAUGCAGGGUGUGGAAAGUAUUCCUAUCAUUUUAAUAUCAAAGAUGGUAGAGAAUAAUUUAUUGGUGGGGAAUUUUAACACAUGAUGAGUCGACACAAAGAAAGUAAUUGGUUAUUUAACUUUUUUAAACAUCUCAGAGCUUAUACAAUCCUUAUUUUUAAGAGUUUUUUAUUUUAUCUUAAAUAUUAAAUAUUCACCUGGCUAUGAUAGUAGUAGGCAUAAACCUCUUUUAACAGUUUUUAAUUCAGACCAAAAUUUUAAGGAGGAGGACAGAGGGGAAUCCUAUACCUGAUGGGAUCAGAAAAGAUCCAUCAUGCCAAGAUUACUCACCAGUGAGAUCCAAGAGGAAGGAACUGGAAUUCUUGGCAGUACUAGAUUUAGUUGUACAUUACCACAGUGGAUUUAACAAAAACAUUUUAUGCUGGAGACUGCAUUUAAUUCUCCAAGGGCGAAAGAACUUUAAAGAGAACAAAUAUCCAGAACAUGGAUGAUAUAUUUCAGCAGAAAUGGUAUCAUAAAAGCUCCCUAUUCUGAGAUUAAGCAUAGAUUUAUUAUAAGUAGUAUUCAUUUGGUUUGGUAUUGGUUGGAUCAUCUAGUUAACUCCUAUUUUGUUUCUUUAGCAAGAAGGUUUUAAUCUUUGAUGUCGGGCAUCUUUUAUUAUUUUUUGAAUGUUGUGUGCAUUUGCAUUUCUUUCAGUUUGUAAGUAGACCACAUGCAGCAGCCAAACUUGCAUGAAAACUAAAUACAUAUUACUCAAUUACUUUUUUUUUGUUUUAAGGUUUGACAUAAUGUACAACAAACACCUUGUUUAUCUUAGUUUUUGUUGUACUACAAACUUUUAUGUAAGAGAAUCUCACAUACAAGGCAGACCAUAUUAAUGUCAGAAAUAAAGCAUCUAUGUACCAGGUUACUGUAUGUCC